This is a messenger RNA of Platichthys flesus (European flounder), 5746 nucleotides long. It is a transcript of the gene zmat4a, whose product is annotated as zinc finger, matrin-type 4a. Bases 1 to 783 code for a protein of 260 amino acids. The record is from RefSeq and is a predicted model, not a curated record. Gene Ontology annotation, cellular component: nucleus. The transcript has 7 exons. Lineage: Eukaryota; Metazoa; Chordata; Actinopteri; Pleuronectiformes; Pleuronectidae. Gene Ontology annotation, molecular function: nucleic acid binding; zinc ion binding.
AUGGAUUAUACAGUUUCCCUCCAAGUGCAACACCAGCUGGCCGUGUUCCCGACACACUUCUGUCAGGGCUACAGUGUGGAGUUACAGAUGAAGUCAACAGAGGUGGACCAAGGGCUUUUCACAGAAGGCUACUGCAAAGUGUGCAGCGCGCAGCUCAUCUCCGAGUCCCAGAGGGUCGCCCAUUAUGAGAGUCGGAAACACGCCAACAAAGUGCGGCUGUAUUACAUGCUACAUCCUGUGGAUGGAGGCUGCCCUGCCAAGAAGCUCAGAACAGACAAUGGCAGUAACGAAGGCGACGUGGACAAGAAUAAGUGCUGUACGCUGUGUAACAUGUCCUUCACCUCAGCAGUGGUGGCACAGUCACACUACCAGGGUAAAAUCCACGCCAAGAGGCUAAAGCUGCUACUGGGGGAGCAGCCCACCAUCACAACUAAAGAGGCGUCCCCCAGUCCUGUAAAGAGCUCCCCUGAAACGUCCCCCAUGACGUCCCCACGACAGCGCCGCGACUCAGACCGCUACUGCCAGCUAUGCAACGCCUGGUUCAACAACCCCGGCAUGGCUCAGCAACAUUAUGACGGCAAAAAGCACAAGAAGAAUGCUGCCAGAGCAGACCUGCUGGAGCAGCUGGGCAAGACCCUGGACAUGGGAGAAAUGAAAGGUCUGAAGCGGAGCUACACCUGUGAAGUGUGCAGCGUCACACUGAACUCGGUGGCACAGUACCAUGCACACCUGCAGGGCUCAAAGCACCAAAACAAUCUGAAGAACCAGAUAUGUGUCCAGUGAGCGUGGGACAAAGAUGAAAACCCAACUACUGGAUUGAUGUCAGACAAGCUGUUGUCAGCUUGCCCUGCUUAUUCUGCCUCUGCUCCGCUUCUGCUCCCUCCACAUCAUCUCUCUCUCUCUCUCUUUCCCUCUGUCUGUUUUGGCCACCCCAACAACGAGGACAAUUUUGUUUUUGUAACACUCCAGCGCUGUAUCAACUCUCACCUGGCAGUCUACAGUACAGUUUUGACCAUUGAACUUUUAAACCAUUGACCCUUGACAUUCCACUGCAGCUGAACCUUGUGUUUGGGAUCCACUGACAUGACAGUGGCUCCGGCACACGGCAGCCUUUCUUUACAUGCAUGGACUAAAUUAUACUCUUUCCACGGGAUGCUAAGAGCUGUACGUGGAAUUUUGACUUGAGAAUAUGAGGGUUGUUUUCAGCUGUUGUUGUGGAACAGUUGAAGUUGAAAAUAUUUAUUUGAAAUUGAAAGAAAAGACACACAAAUGUACAUUACAGUACUGUAUAUUAUUUAGCAUUGUGGGCUUUGGCUAUGAGAACAUGAUUCUCUUUGUCCUCAGAUUCUGUACACACACAGUGCAACUUAACUUUAAUGCUUUUAUUGCAUACAUGCUUGCAGUGGAGCUAAAUCCCCUUACUGCUGAAAGGGGUCUAUGGCAAUAAUGACACUGGUUGGCCUCUUUCUGUACAGUAUGUUGAAAUGGUUUUAUCUUCUAUUGGCAGUGCUGAACAUUAAAUGACUUCUGUGGCUCUUGUAGUGCUUUAAGGAGACCAGCGGAACUGAUUAGCGACAUCAGCAUCUACACAGGACCAGUAAAUAGUUUUUUUAAACUUUAAAGGAAUAAUUCUGGCCGAUUACAACGAGGCUUUUAUUUUGAAUGUUGGCUAUCCUUCCUAUUGUUAAUGACUCACCAAAUAAAUGUGUGAGCUCUGGGAACACAGCAAGAUCACUAAAAGAAGUCCAAAUGGGCGAAAAAGACAAGUAGUCCAAUGAUCCAACAGGUUGUGAGCAAAACACCUAAGUCAAGUCAGAUUUAGUUAUAUAAAUAUAAAAACAACAGGAGUCAACCCAAAGUGUUUACAGUCAUGAUUAAGUUAGGCGAACUAUGAAAUAUUACUCCAUCCAUGCAUUCAUUAAUGUUUUGGAUGUUUCCAGUAGCAACAAGCCAAGAUAUUCUUCUUAACAUCCCCUAGUCCCCCAGGUCUACCUGUGGAAUUCUAAGCCCUUCCCGAGAUUCAAAAUAAAGAGGUUUCCAGUCCAAGGCCCUUCUGAAUGUCUGGGAGAUGUUCAUCCUGAAUAAAGGUGGAAUCAUUUUCAGGGGACAUACAUGACUUUGCAAAACUAAGCAAACAAAGGUGUCAUGAUAAUUCACUACCCAUUCUUGUGGAGGUGCACAUCUGUGCAUCAGCCAAGUUUGAAAGUUGCACAAAUCAAAAGUACAAAUAGAAACAAGCCGGCCUCAUGGUCAUCUCUGAUAUUGUCCCUGCUUUUAACAUUCAUUUAUUUACAGGCUGCAAAAGCUGAUUGAAACCAGCAAGUACAGACUCCCUGUUUAGGACCCAAAUCUUGGCCAUUUGUAACAACAAUUUCGUUAUUUUUAACAAAAGUUUUUGACCGUAAUGGUACUGGUCAGGUGUUUAAAAAAAGAGUUCCUCUUCCACCGUACCACGACUUUCUAAUAGUGUUUGCAUUCCUGCCUCGAUCGCAAGUUACACGUGGCCUAAAGGGAGCAGUUCUUUGUUUAACACCGUGACUAGCGUCUUGGAGGGGCUGACCCUCAUCACCCAGUGUGCACUGGAGGUCGCAGCCUAAUGUCGCCAGCAGAACAGAACAAUCUGCACACAGUAUAGACACAGUCUUGAAGGCCUCACUCAAUAGGUUGUCAGAUGCCGCAACACUGCUACAUCUACAUUGGUGGAUCCAAUCCUGACAUUUAACUUUCCUAACUUUACGAAACAAACAAUGCAACAAUCAUGCUCACAUUAAGCAGCAAUUGGCCAUGUGUGUGGAGCUGAGUCAAGAUGGACAUACAUUGUGGGACUUUAAUUCCACUUAUGUGCCAUUCGGUGAUGAAAUGUUCCAGAAAAGAGGCAUCUGCAAUUUAAGCAUUUUAAGCAUUAAGCUGAAUGAAAACAUUUUAGGAUACUAUAUUACGAACAGAGCACUGGCCACAUUCCUAGUACUCUAUUUCUAAUUAUUUCUUGCUGUGCAAAUACUUCUAGCCAUAAAGCACAUACUUUCGACUACUGCAUAUUUCCAUGUUGCCCGGACGCAGUGAUGGUCAAAAUGGAUGAGACCGUUUGACUAGCCAUCUCCACGUAAUUUGCACAGUGAAUGCCCACUUCAAUUUUGGUUUGGACAUGCUUACCAUUUCAAUAAUUGUAGCUAUUGGCUCAUUUAAAUCAAGUCUGAAGGAUCAAGUUUCUUGUCCCUGUUUAGUCAUCUCUUCAUGCUCCCAGAUCUCAGCAGUUUGGUGAAGACAUUGUGACGAUAAACCAACAUAAACGAUUCCGAAUGCUACAAAUAUGAAACUCAAGCUGAAUUAAACCAAGAUGUGAUAGAUUAUAUGGUUUGAUUAGUUCCACAAGUUAGAAAAGAAAAUAGAAAAUAUUUGUAUCUAAAAGCUUCAUAUACAGUCCACUGUAUGUGAUUAGUGUUAAAGGCUUGGAAAUAUUCCCUCUGGUUAAGAUGCUUUCAUUUCAGUAUGGUCUUCAUCUCAGGGAGGUAUAACUGCUUGCUUCAGUGCUGUUGAGAAUCUAACAGUCACACGUACUGAAUCCAUUCCACUAUGGAGCCUUGUAGAAUGUGUUGGUAGAUAAUGGAGUGAACCAUAAGUGUGAUGGUUUCACAAAAAGAGUCUUGAUAUUGUAGAGUGUAUUAAAGGGUAAUUCAGCUUUAUAUACCCUAUCAGUGAAAAAUGUUUGAACACCAUUAUUUGCAAAUAAUUCCUACAGGUCCCCAACUUUAAUGGUGACUUACUUAUCCCUUAGUGCAACAUGUAUUCUGAUACAUGAACAGCAUAACACAUCCUUUAGCAACAUAAUGAAGCAGCACACAGUUCUACAUGAUGGAAGAGCAGCUCAGUCUCCAGAACUAAGGUCUUUGCAAACUGAGUCAUCAGUCAAUAUGUUUCUUAUGCAACGAUGAAAGUUGUUGAGUGUGAUGCGUUUUGUUAUUCUAUUGGUUUCAAGAAUUCACAGUAGGAGAUCAAAUGGAGUGGGUCAGUGAGGACGAUUUUGUUGUGCUCUCACUUAUUGAAAGAGGAAGAAAAACCUCAAAUCCUGAGAAGCCUUCAGGAAGAAGGAGAAUUUCAUCUUCUGAUCAAUGAGCUGAGCAAUCAUCCAGAUUGCUUCCAAGCCUUUGUCGGGAUGUCAGUGGUCCGGUUUGGUAUUUUACCAGGACUGAUAUCACACAUUAAAAAGAAGGAAACAAAUUCCUGGGAUCCAAUUGAUCCUGAACAGCUCAAACUCUCUAGAACAACUUUGACAGACGCAAAUAAAAAAGCAACAAAUCAUGUUCUAAAAUCUUGAUGAUGGACGGAAAUGCAAACUUGAUGUGCAAAGAUCUUUUAACCCCAAGGAGAGAGAGAAAGCCUCCUUCGGAGCUGGAGAGCCCUUGUCUUCCACUGUUUUAGAGCUACACAUGUGCCUGUUCAAGACCCACUCAGAGAAGGAGUCUUCCUUUUAACAUCAUUGAGGCUGAACAUUAAAUUCUCCACUCUAUAAUACACAAAUAAAUAAGAAUCAGAAAUACUUUAUUGAUUCGAUGGGGAAAUUGUAUGGCAUUAUAGUGAACAGAUUUUAGCAGCACUCUGUAUCUCCACUCAGAUUUCCAUGGCUGUGUGUCCAAUGAAGGUCAAAAACAAGCUCUUUGAGUUUAUGAUUCCUUUAAAAAAGCAGACAAUCAGUUUAAAGUUAAAAAAUCUAACUUAUUUAUUUAUAUAUCGGAGAGUGGGUGUUGGCAUUCAGCUGUUUAUGAUUAAAGUUUAUUAUGUAGGCAUACAGUUGUUAUAACUCAAACAAGGGCUCUCUGGCUCUGCAGGUUGAUGAUAUUGCAAGGAGCUUCAAGUGGAAUAUCUGUUCCAGUUUGGGGUCAAACUUUCCAAACAAUGUUUGAUUUAUUGUAGAAAGAAAAUCAUGAUUGUUUAGCUGCUAACAUUUUCAAUUGUUUACUUGUUUAUUCAUAAACAAUGAGACACACAAGUAUGAACGUCUAAAUAACAGCUGGAGAAUUGAGGUGUUCUAACACUUUUGACUGCUAUUGUAUAUAGAUAUAUACACUAUAUCUUAUUCGAAGCUUAUGUAGCAUUCUUCUUUCUUACAUGUCACGUUAAGAAAUUAAAGAUGUCGACUUUAAAGCCAGUGUUGUAUAACCAAGAACAUGAGGACAAUUAUAAAUUCUGCAUAACUUACUGUUGUUGAUCAGAUACAUUGAUGUAUUUGCUAUCUGUUUACAAUAUAUGUGAUUUACUGUCAUUUUCAGCGCUGUGUGAAAUGCAGAACUGUUUAACUCAAAAUGUAGCUUUGACUCACAUAGUUGAAGCGUUUAAUUUUGCAGAGACGUCUAAAAGUUUAUCGACCGCUGAAAUCACUGGAACAUAAAGCUGGAGGGAGAAUAAAUAAAUCCUCAUCAUGGACCGAAAACAGACUGCUGCUGGCUCAUGUCAGAGCCACCAGCUGAUGUGAGACAUUAACGAGAAUUUAUAGAAAUGUGUUUUUUAAAUAUUGCAAAAUAAGACAUGCACGUAUGAUUUGUUAUUGCAAGUCAAAAAAAUAAAAAACUUCACUGAAUUGCUUUGCUCAGCCUGAGUGAAGACAUUGCUAUAAGGACACUUUUGCUUUGGAUGAGUCAUGUCUCCUUCAUCACAGGACGUCCACCUGUCAUUCAUACGCCCUCUAGUCCCUUUGUGCUCUUGGUUAUGUGCUCUAUUGUGUCUAAGAAAAGAAUUAAAGACACUUGCA